This is a messenger RNA of Tarenaya hassleriana, 688 nucleotides long. RefSeq names its product 60S ribosomal protein L31-1-like. Gene Ontology annotation, cellular component: ribosome; cytosolic large ribosomal subunit. Lineage: Eukaryota; Viridiplantae; Streptophyta; Magnoliopsida; Brassicales; Cleomaceae. The record is from RefSeq and is a predicted model, not a curated record. The transcript is spliced from 3 exons. Gene Ontology annotation, molecular function: structural constituent of ribosome. Gene Ontology annotation, biological process: cytoplasmic translation. The coding region runs from base 128 to 487 and encodes 119 amino acids.
CGGAAAUCUUCUAAAUCAGGGCUUCGCGGCUAGGGUUUACUUUCUCCCUCUGUGGCUUCAUCUUCUCGGGUCUACUCUCCCUACUCUCUAGUUCGCUCCUUCACCCGCAAAGGGUUUGCUGGAGACAAUGGAGAAAUCUAAGGGGAGAAAAGAGGAAGUUGUUACCAGAGAGUACACUAUCAACCUUCACAAGCGCCUCCAUGGCUGUACAUUCAAAAAGAAGGCGCCCAAUGCCAUAAAAGAGAUAAGGAAAUUUGCAGAGAAAGCAAUGGGAACAAAGGAUGUGAGAGUAGACGUGAAGCUGAACAAGCAAGUGUGGUGCAGAGGAAUCCGUAGUGUUCCGAGGAGAAUUAGGGUUCGUAUUGCCCGGAAGAGGAACGAUGACGAGGACGCAAAGGAAGAGUUCUUCUCCCUCGUAACUGUCGCCGAGAGUCCGCCCGAAGGGUUGAGUGGUUUGGGCACAAAGGUCAUCGAGGAAGACGAGUGAGUUCUGUCUAAAAUCUUGCAAGGAACCAUAUUAUCGAUUCUCUAUAUUUUUUUAUGGUUUUUGUCACAUUUGGAUUAAUGGCGUUCUUGUACUUUCGAUUUUAUGUCUACCCUUUUGGUGCUUUUCAUUUUUGCACUUGUGUACUUCCUCUCUACCUCUAAAGCUACGUAAUUUCCUUAACGAAGUUACUCUUAAUGAAUA